Molecule: messenger RNA, 717 nt
Organism: Aspergillus japonicus CBS 114.51
Lineage: Eukaryota; Fungi; Ascomycota; Eurotiomycetes; Eurotiales; Aspergillaceae
Product: GNAT family N-acetyltransferase
Exons: 2
Coding region: 1-717 (238 amino acids)
Biological process (GO): UDP-N-acetylglucosamine biosynthetic process
Cellular component (GO): endoplasmic reticulum; Golgi apparatus; endoplasmic reticulum-Golgi intermediate compartment
Molecular function (GO): monosaccharide binding; glucosamine 6-phosphate N-acetyltransferase activity
Source: RefSeq, a predicted model, not a curated record
AUGACCUUCACAACGCACCUCCUCGCGCCCCCCUCCCCCGCCUCAAACCCAACAACUCCCCCAAAAUUCACCCUCCCGACCCCGACCACCCCAAACCCACCCACCAACCCCCCACUCCUAACCGACGCCCUCACCAUCCGCCAAACCGUCUUCAUCGACGAACAACACUGCUCCGCCGAGGAGGAGAUCGACGCCGACGACGGCCGCAGCUGGCAUUGGGUGGUGUACCACUCCCCAGAUGCACCCCGCACCCCCGUCGCGACGAUCCGGCUCGUGCCGCCGCCGAAUGUUCACAGUCACCAUCCCAAUCACAGUCCCAAUCCCAACGGGGCUGAGAGUGGGGCAGAGCAGGCGGCGGAACAAGACCAAGAACAAGAACCCUACAUCAAGCUGACGCGGGUGGCGGUGCUGCGCGAGUAUAGGGGGUAUGGGCUGGGACGGGCGGUGGUGGAGACGGCGUUGGCGUGGGCGCGGGAGCAUGCGCGGGAGAUUGAUGAGGCUGCGGUGGCUUUUGCUUUCGCCACAGCUUCCGCAGAGAAAGAUGGGGGGGAGGUGGUUGCGCGCCCCGUUUGGAAUGGGUUGGUGUUGGUGCAUGCGCAGACGCAGGUGGAGAAGAUGUAUGAGCGGUGUGGGUUUGUGACGGACGAGGGGAUGGGGCGGUGGGAUGAGAAUGAGAUUGAGCAUUUGGGGAUGUGGAGGAGGCUUGUUUUGGAAUAG